Messenger RNA from Striga asiatica, 2493 nucleotides. The record is from the annotation of a GenBank genome assembly. Lineage: Eukaryota; Viridiplantae; Streptophyta; Magnoliopsida; Lamiales; Orobanchaceae.
AUAUAAUAUACCAACAACAAUACUAAUCAAUUAUUAACUUAUACAAAAUUUAAAGUCAGCCGGCAAUGGUGGCCCAACUCCCCUGCGACGGCGACGGAGUGUGCAUGAUCUGCGGCGCUAAAGGAGAGACGCUUUCCUGUAAGACGUGCGCAACGCCAUGGCACAUCAUUUGCCUCGCCGCUUCCCCGGAAACCCUAGCCGAGGCAGCCCAAUGGAACUGCCCCGACUGCUCCGGCGCCGCCACUGAAUCGGCCGUCCACGGCGGAGGAGGCCUCGUUGACAGGAUCCGCGAGAUCGAGUCCGAUGAUUCGCUGACGGAUCGGGAGAAAGCGUUGAAACGGCAGGAGCUGUUGAGCGGGACCGCCGGCGGCCAUGGUGAUGUCAGUGAUGAUAAAGAUGGUGAUGCUGGAGGGCUUUUGGGGUUGUUGGGUGAUAAGUUCAAUUGCUCCAUUUGCAUGCAGCUACUCGAUAAGCCUGUCUCCACGCCAUGUGGCCACAACUUUUGCUUGAAAUGCUUCCAAAAAUGGAUUGGGCGGCAGCAGCAGUGCAAGAAGAGUUGUGCUAUUUGUCGAAAGGUAAUUCCUGAAAAGAUGGCAAGGGAGCCCCGAAUUAACUCAACUAUCGUUAUGGCCAUCAGGAUGGCUAAACUUUCCCAGGCAAAUGUUUCAGAAGGCAUCCCAAAGGUCUAUCCGUUUAUCCGCAACCAAGAUCGUCCAGACAAAGCUUUCACUACUGAGCGAGCGCGAAAAGCUGGAAAGGCUAAUGCAUGCAGUGGGAAGAUAUUUGUCACAGUUCCUCUUGAUCAUUUUGGUCCAAUUACAGUGGAGAAUGACCCAGAAAGAAAGCUGGGAGUCUUGGUUGGGGAAACAUGGGAAGAUCGGAUGGAAUGCAGGCAGUGGGGUGCCCAUUUUCCUCAUGUUGCUGGAAUCUGUGGUCAGGCAGAUCAUGGUGCUCAGUCAGUUGCUUUGUCUGGAGGUUAUGAAGAUGACGAGGAUCAUGGGGACUGGUUCCUCUACACUGGAAGUGGUGGACGUGAUCUUAGCGGGAAUAAAAGGACAAACAAGUUACAGUCUUUCGACCAGACAUUUACAAAACUCAAUGAAGCUUUGCGAGUCAGUUGCAAACAGGGUUAUCCAGUACGUGUGGUGAGGGUUUUAAGGUCUGCCGCUAUCUUUUUGUUCGUUGUGAUAAUGAUCCUGCACCAUGGACAAGGCUAGUGUUGUUUUUCCUUUUCGCUUUUAUUUUUUCCUUCUUUUCUUUCUUGGUAUUUACUAACCUAUUUACCUGAUUCAGCCCAUGUACUCAUGUUUGAUUUUUAUAUUCAUGAAACUUAAGUUAAAUGUCUGCUACAGUGAUACCCAUGGAGACCGUCCGAGAUCAUCGCUGCCUCCUGUUCCGGAGUUGAAGAAAGCUACUGACAUCACUCAAAGAAAAGGGAGUCCUGCAUGGGAUUAUGACGAGCAAAAGGGUCUAUGGAUGUGGAAGAGACCUCAACCAGAAAGUAACAAAGGCUACAGUGAUUGUAAUGAUGAUGAUCAGAGUACCAAGAAAAGAAAACGUCAGAAGACAAAGGGGUCUGUGAAAGAAAGGCUUCUGAAAGAAUUUAGCUGCCUUAUCUGUCGGAAAGUGAUGGAUCUUCCACUCACCACUCCAUGUGCUCAUAACUUCUGCAAGUCUUGCUUAGAGGGUGCCUUUGCUGGUCAGUCCUUUGUUAAAGAUAGGACAUGUGGAGGGAGGUCACUGCGGACACAGAAGAAUGUUAUGAAAUGCCCGGCUUGCAUAAAUGAUAUAUCCGAAUUCCUUCAGAAUCCCCAGGUCAACCGGGAGUUGAUGAAUGUGAUUGAAUCACUGCAGAAUCAAAUGAAGGAGGAGAGCUUAUUAGACGCUGAUGAUAAUAACGCUGAUAAUAAUAAUGCUGAUGAUAUUGCUGAAAAUAAUAAUGAAGACGAGUGCAUGCUGGUAACAGACAAUAAUGAUAUGGCUGAGGUGGAACUUUCCGAACAUGUAUGCAUUUCCAAGCAAAAGAAAGCUGAUUCUGAGGCUGUUGAUGCAGAAGUUCCAGAUGUUAAAGAGUUACCAUGAAACUGGAAAAGCUGAAGAAUCUAAGAGAAUCUACAAUUGAAAAAGGGUUGGUUUGAUUUAGGGUUGUCACCUGAUGAAUCUCCUUUACUCCUAAUACACUUGUGGUCUCUUCUCGUUCUUCUUUCUUGUUUUGUAUUUUGAAUCCUUCAACUGGAGGAAACUUGCUAUCUUUCUUAUUUCGUAUUAUUAGCUUCAUGGAACAAGAUGAACUUGAAACUUUGCUAUCCUUCUCAUUUUGUAUUAGCUUUUAUAUGGAACAAGUGAAACUUGCUAUCCUUCUCAUUAUGUUUUGGUGUCUUGGAACAGGAUAACUAGUCUAUUUUGAUAGGUUAAGAAAGUGCCAUAUCUAAUUGUAUGAACUAUAUUUGUGAUAUCAUGAAUUGUUGUUUGCUUUCCUUCUUUGAUGAUCUU